This is a messenger RNA of Triticum aestivum (bread wheat), 1549 nucleotides long. RefSeq lists its product as uncharacterized. Lineage: Eukaryota; Viridiplantae; Streptophyta; Magnoliopsida; Poales; Poaceae. The record is from RefSeq and is a predicted model, not a curated record. The transcript has 5 exons. The coding region runs from base 1 to 906 and encodes 301 amino acids.
AUGAUCAGCUUUUGGCAGGCAAAAGUAUGGCUUGAUUCACAAGAAGCCCUUCGCCCACAACGGAUCCCCCUGUGGUCUCCCCUCCUUUGCUUGCCAUCCCAUCCCAUCCCCACCCCACCACCCAAGCCAGCCGGCCGCCACCCCUCCCUCGCUUGCUCAGCCUAUAUAAAACCGACCGAACAGAACAGAUCCAUCCAUUUCCUCAUUGCUAGUUGCCUUGCGCUGCUGCCUUGGAGGCAGCGCAAGCCCUCCUCCUCCUCCUGCCACGCCGGCGAGCAAGGAGCAGCCGCGCGACCUCUCCGCCGCGGCGGCCUCCAGGGUCACUACGAGAUGAAGCCGUCCUCCUACCCCGGUGUGGCUGGUGGGACAGCAGCUUGGAUGGUGAUGCUGCUCGCCGUCGCAGCUCUCGGCUCUGCUCCCUCCGCAUAUGCCUCGGUCUCAGGUUGCAAUGCCACCGAGCUGGCCAUCGCAAUCUCCAAGGACUGCAUAGAUGCGUAUGAGCCGAUGAGUACUUCUUGCUGUUCAGCCAUUCUUCCCACGGUUGACAUGGUUGGCUGUCUCUGUUCGGUGGUCGACGAACCGAUGAUCGCUGAUUCCGGCACCACCUCCAGGGCCUUGUUUCGUCUUUAUCUGGGGUGUGGAGGUAAGAGACGUUCCGGGGACAAGCCCUACGAAAGCUGUGAUGAUUUCUCUGGGAGAUCUGCCCCAUCCCUGCCCGCCAGUCCGCCUCCUCCGAUGCCAAAGGACAUGAAUUCUGCUCCAACCAAUGACCAUGAAAGGCUGCAGAUCGAGAUAUCAACAGAGGUUGGUGCGUGGCUAUGCGCGGUGCUGUGCUUAAUCGGCGUGGGUUACAAGGUUUACAUGGAAGAACUGCCACAGUUAACAGCAGGACUCUGCCAGCGGUGAACAAUGUCUCAAUCAGAGAUCCCUCUCCAGUGAACAACAGCAAUGGCCAGAGGUCAGAGGGGAACAGCACUGCACAAGGAACCCCCCCGGAUGGAACUGAACUGGCUGCGAUGACUCCGAUGGACCAACCCAGCAGGAAGACAAGUCAUCUGUGCUUGCGUUGGCGAUCAGCACCUGAUCACUGGAUGAUGAGAACAUAAGCAAGUUUGAGUAGAAGAGAAGACAAAUGGUGUGGCAGAUGAAGAUCGAUGGAAAAGCUACUUUGCAAGAUUUCGAAUCGUCCGAAGCUGCUUUACCUUUCUGUUUAUCAUAUAAAAACAAUUUCAGGGACUAAUUAUGAAGUUUAGUUUGAAGUGUACUAGAAUUCUGAGUUUGUAUCCAGAGGUUAAUAUGCAUUUUAAAAAUGUGUAAUGUUGUUAAAGUGGCGCCAAAUUUUGGUUAAAAUAUGUCUUUGCCUUGGACGCAUGAAAAAAAAUCCAACGUACUCCCUCCGUCCCAUAAUGUAAGAUGUUUUUUGACACUACACUAGUGUAAAAAGUUCUUACAUUAUGGGACGGAGGAAGUAUUUGCUUGUUUGAUGAAUUUGAAGCUGCGCUAGUGAAGCACUAGCAAAUUGCAUGUGAAAGCUGUGCUGAUGUAUUCA